Messenger RNA from Dracunculus medinensis (Guinea worm), 1995 nucleotides. Lineage: Eukaryota; Metazoa; Nematoda; Chromadorea; Rhabditida; Dracunculidae. The record is from the annotation of a GenBank genome assembly.
UUGCAGAAUGGUGUAGAUCACUUAUAUCAUAAACAAAUCCCUGUAAAUCGUCAACACGUGAUUAAUAAUACAAAUGAUGGAAACUACCGUGGUUAUCGCUAUAGUAGCAGUAAUAAUGGCUGUGGUUGUCGUGGAACUAUAAGUGGUAGUGAUUCGGAAAAUUUUAAUAUUACAGCUACAUAUCGUCGUCGAUCAAAAAUUUAUAAUAAUCAGUCAAUUGAUUGCUCGAAAAAUAUAUCAAAUAUCGACAAUUAUAUACUACCUAAAACGAAUGGUGCCUGUAAAUAUAGGAGUGGUAGCGGUGAGGUGGGUUCAGCUUCAGCUGAUAGCAUCGCUUCUGAAGAUUUAUUGUCAAGUCCAGCGAUUGAUCUUGUACUAGAUUAUUCACAAACUAUAGAAAAAAAUGAUGUGACGCUGAUGACUGAUCAAAUUCCUGCUUGCUCUAUCGACAUUCGACUUGAGAUAAAAUCUGAUGAUAUAAAAUCUGAUUAUGUUGUACUCGAUUCUCGCUUUAUUUAUGUUUUAGAUGUUUGUAAAGAUGUAAUUAUACAUAUUUGUAAUAUGAAAAGAUGGCAAAGGAUUGAAGCUAUCGCAGAUUUAGUGCAUUGUUUAACUCCAAAUGAACAGAGAUUCUUCGGCAGUUGUAUUGAAGCUGCAGUUCGUCCAAUAUCAUCAUAUGCUCGGCAAAAUGCAGAGAAAUUCAAUCAGUCGUCUUUCAUCGAAAAACUUAUAGAAAGAGAGAGUUAUGAGAAUCUAAUUAAUCAUGCAUUUUCAAUUAUUAGUCUAAUAAAUUCAUCCAAUCGCCGUUCAGCUCACGCUUUUCACAGUUUAUUGAAACAACUGAUAGCUGAUUUUGAUGAAGCCACAAAAAAUUUUUCAAAAGCGAAGAAAGAUGAAAUUAUUGAUAAGCUGCAGCUUAUUGUUUCCACAGCUUUAAAUCACCCGGCCUAUCGAUUAGAAAAUAAAGUAGAACUGCGUUUUAUUCGUGAUAAAUUUUUCACUUAUGAUUCGCCGCAGUGUAUUUCUCAGGAUGACCAGGCAUUCACACCAACAACAUCAUCUGAAGAUAUCCCCAUAGUCAUAUCUCGAUUAGACAUUUCUGAUAUAGACAAAGCUCAAAAUGACGUAUAUUCCAUCAAGGCUGAAUGGAGCGAUAAUCGAAUAUCAUAUCUUUUAAAAACUGCUGAUCAAAUUUCUGAACUGCAUAAUAAAUUGCUUGACCAAUUUCCAAAUGAAGCUGGUAUGAAAACAGAAAUUCCUCGUUUACUGCCAUAUUUAAAUCGAUCUCAUCCAAAGUCAAUCUUGACAUAUAUUCGUGCAUUACCCGAUCUGCCAGCUCGAGUUCUUGUUUCGCAAAUAUUUCGAGAUUUCUUUUACCAUUCACGACUUGAUUCUUCUAGUUUGACAAGUCCUCCACAAUCUUUGCUGCUUUCAAAUACACCAUCCGAUAAACCUUUUACGAAUACAUCUCAGUCUUUAGACUUUUCAAGCAAGACAGAUUUACUGUAUCAUUCUACGAGCACGUUUGGUCUGCAAAAUUGCAAUUUUUCACCUUUGUCUGUUCCGGUCACGAGUAUCGCCCCUUCAAAUAAUAUUAUUCUUUGUGCCACUCCACUUCAUGUCACUACUAUACCUCCACAGAGAACAAAUAUUAUUCCUGUUACUCAGCCUUUGCAAUUUCCAUCAGCUGCUUACAAUUAUAUGCAUUUAUUGACUUUGUCAACGAAUGUUAAUGGUGUCGCAUGCUAUAACUGUGCAGCCGAUCAUCAUGGAAUAUGUUGUCCAAAACCACAUUAUUCAGAGAUCGUUGCCUCUGGUAAACAUUUUCUGCACAUUAUUUUUUACUGCGAUUAUAAAUUGGAUUACGAUAAUGCGGUUAAUAGUGAACAGUUAGCUAGUGAUGGAACCAGUGUGCUUGCUAUCAGUUCAACUAGUCCAUUGCCAUCACGUUCUCAGUCAUUUUCUUCACCUCCUCCUCCUUCAUCAUCUUGCUAA